Molecule: messenger RNA, 5184 nt
Organism: Drosophila eugracilis
Lineage: Eukaryota; Metazoa; Arthropoda; Insecta; Diptera; Drosophilidae
Gene: salr
Product: homeotic protein spalt-major
Biological process (GO): regulation of transcription by RNA polymerase II
Cellular component (GO): nucleus
Molecular function (GO): DNA-binding transcription factor activity, RNA polymerase II-specific; RNA polymerase II cis-regulatory region sequence-specific DNA binding
Source: RefSeq, a predicted model, not a curated record
CAUUUGCCGCCAUUUGCUCUCCGGCCGCGCGGGGGCGCCACUCGCACACUUGCAGUCGCAGUCGCCCGAAAAAAAAGGACAUUUCGCUUCGGCUUUUCGAGUUUCUCGCUUGCUCGUCCGCUCGCUUCGGACUCGUUUUCCAGCCCGAGUUUCCGAUACGAUUCCCGAUUCCGAUUUCGAUUCUUGGCCCCGUAGCUUCAGUCGGCCAAAAAGCAGCCUGCCAGUCGAAGGCUGCCCAGAACUCAGAACUCCAGUAUUCGGUACUCUCGAAUCCCAAGGAUUGCAGUCCCAAGUCUAACGGUACCGCAGUGCGUUUUUAUUACCGCCGCCUCCGCUGCUUAUAUAUAUAUAUAUAUCUAUAUCUAUAUGUAUAUGCGCACACGGACUCGCUGUUGUGUGCGUGCGGGGGGCGGGGGCAUGCGUGUGCGUGUGUGUAUGUGAGUGUGGGCGGUCGCGCGUGUUUAAUUAAUCAUAAAAUCUACGUUAGAAACCGCUAAAGUAAAAAGUAACUCGCCAAAAACAAAAACAAAAGAAAAAACAUAAAAACAAAUCUAAAAAACAAAAGCAAAAUAUUUAAGGAAAGAAGGAGAGGGGGUGUGAGUGCGGGAGGGAGAUGGCCAGAGCGGGGAGAUAAUGUGCAAUAAACUCGAUUUCGGAAUAAACUAACUCCUGUGACGAAUACUAACGCCCUCCUUUGCCGACGGCAUUCGUGAGAUACUUAAGCUGAAAAAUCAAGAAGAUGGUUACUCAAGGAUAGGAAAACGGGAGGAAAAGGAGAGAGAAGCGAUUUAAAUCAAGGAGCAGUCCAUGAGCAGACCUCGGCGGCAAUUGGGAUCAGGAGGUGAGCGCUUCCGAUCGAGAGGAUAAUGUGUUCAAUAUUUCGCAACCGCAUCAAUUACCGUGGGACUGGCGGCACCAGGAGCGGCAGCGGUGAGCGGGAGAGGGACCGGGAUCGAGACAGGGAACGGGAUCGUGAUCGGGAAAGGGAUAGAGACGCCCUGCUGGCCAAGGAACUGGAUGCGGAUAGCAAUAACAAUGGCACCGAGCCCCAAAUGGAAACGGAAACGGUGCCGGAAUCCGAUACGGAAAGGGAAAUGGCUGAAGAGAACGGCGAAGAUCAGGAAUUGGAGAACAGCAAUGAGGCUCUGGACCUAUCGCUGAUCUCGUCCAGCGGCCGGGAAUCGCUGCCGGGCAGUGGUCACGUCUCGCUGGAGGCUCUACAACAUACCAAAGUGGCGGUGGCCCAGUUCGCGGCCUCUGCGAUGGCGGGCAACCAUCAGCCCGCCGAUCUGGCCAUGGUACAGUCCACCAUCUUCAAUGUCCAGCGGCAGCAUCUGAUGCAGCUGCAGCUCAUCCAGCACCUGCAGAGUCAAUUGAAAAGAGCCGAGGCAGCCGCCUUGGGCAGGCAAUCUCACAGUGACGAGGAGGAGGACGAGCCGGAGCCCAAGAAGCAGCCUACCAAUGGCGAAAAGACGGAAGAGGAGGAGGAGGAACCGGAGCAGAGUCCCGACUUAGAGCAGGAUGUAGAGCCGCGUCGGGAGGAGAAUUCAAAGACUGACAAGAGAGGAACUGAGGACAGAAAGGCGGAGCCGGAGAGCUACCAACCCAUGAUGUGCGACAUCAGCUCGAGCCUGGCCUCGAGCAUCAUCACCAACCACGAUCCCCCGCCAGCUCCCAACGAGCCCAACUGCCUGGAGAUGCUGCAACGCAGAACAGAGGAGGUCCUCGACUCUGCUUCCCAGAGUUUGCAUGCUGCCCAGAUGCAGGAGGAGUACUCGGAGUAUGCCUCCAAAGAAGCUCAAAGUCGCGGUGAGAUUUUCAAGCAUCGCUGCAAGUACUGCGGGAAGAUCUUUGGCAGCUACUCGGCUCUCCAGAUCCACCUGAGAUCGCAUACUGGGGAACGUCCAUUCGUUUGCAAUGUCUGCGGGAGUAAGUUCACCACGAAAGGCAAUCUGAAGGUCCACUACCAGCGUCACACGCAGAUCUUUCCACCCAUGCUGCUGCCACCAGGAGUAGCGCCCAACAUGGGGCAUUCGGGUCAGGGUCAGGCUCAGGCCGAGCAGUAUCCCAUUCGGCUGCCUUUUGUGCCUCCAGUGGCACCAGCAGGUCAGGAGCAGGUUCAGCAGCAGGUGGAAGACCCGGAGGAGAUCAGGCAGGAGAUCCCAGUGCAGCAGGCAGAAGAUCUCAGCAAGCCGGCGGUGAAGGAGAAGGAGAAGUCCCACUCUCCCGUGGAGCGUGUCAAGACCCCCAAAGAGGUCAAGCCAGAGGUUCAGCAGCCGUCACCAGAGAAGCCUGAAAAGGAGGUCUCCAAGCCGGCGGUAACCCCAUCGCGACGAAAUGGUUCUGUUCGCAAGCGCCAGACAAGCAGUGCUGGGAGUCCUCCUCAAGAGGACAGGGAACGAGAUCUCGCCGAGCACUUGCACAUUGCCAAGCUGGUGAGACGAUCCUCAUCCAGCAGGGAAUCUCAGCCGGCGGAGUACUCCCUAGCCCAAAUGGAGCGCAUCAUUGACAAGUCCUGGGAGGAUCUGAUUGAGAUCGACAAAACCUCGGAGACGUCGAAGCUGCAGCAGUUGGUGGACAACAUCGAGAACAAGCUGACCGACCCCAACCAGUGUAUCUUCUGCCAGAAGGUCAUGUCCUGCCGCAGCUCCUUGCAGAUGCAUAUCCGGACUCACACUGGCGAGCGUCCAUUCCGCUGCAAGAUCUGCGGCAGGGCCUUUGCCACGAAGGGCAAUCUGAAGGCCCACAUGAGCAUACACAAGAUCAAGCCGCCGAUGAGGAGCCAGUUCAAGUGUCCUGUAUGCCACCAGAAGUUCUCCAAUGGCAUCAUCCUGCAGCAGCACAUUCGCAUCCACACCAUGGACGAUGGUAGCGGCGGGCAGGGAGCUCCUCCCGGAAAUCCUGGCGAGGCUGAACGGUUAGGUAUCGAAGAUCAAAACUCAAACAAGUCACUGGGAACUUCGGACACCCUGGAUUUCUCCACCACCAUUUCGGAUCACUCCGGUCAGAGAUCUGAGUCUUCGCAGGGUGGAGACUUCGAUGAGUUCAUGACCAUGGACAGUACUGAUGACUCUAGGGACAACUCCAGUGCCGCCACAGCCACUCCUCAUCCUCUGGAAAGGGAAAGGGACAGAGAGAGGGAACGAGAACGAGAACGGGAGCGAAGGCUUCCCAAUGAUGGCUCCGAUGAGAGAUCUCAUUCGAAUCCCGAUCUGGCCGGUGGACGCAGCGAGAGUGGGGAAAUGCCCGCCAUGGAUCUCUCCUCGCCAUCUUCAGCCUCUGGUCGUAUCUUUGGAACUGGUCUGGCAAAUGGAGCUGCUGGCGGAGGAUCCGGAAGCGGGGGCCUUCCCAUGCUCGGAAUGCCCAUGCCUCCGAAUCUCCUGCUCAUGGCAGCUGCCCGCGAAGAGAUGCAUGCUCUAGGCCACGCCCACGCCAAGUUUCCCCUGCUGCCCUUCGGUCCACUUGGAUUUAUGGGUCUGCACCCGCCCCCCAAUGUGUGCAAUCUCUGCUUCAAGAUGCUGCCCAGCCUGGCCGCCUUGGAGAGCCAUCUGCAGAGCGAACAUGCCAAAGAACCGGCGACGGGCCACGCCCACCGCCCACACAGCAGUGAUGCCGGAUCGCCGUACGGUGCCAAGCUCACUCUCAAUCCAAAUCUGUUUGCAAAGAAGCCGCCUUCGUCGUUGCCGUCGUCAGCGGGUGACAAGUUGCCGGAGCCAGCAGCCCAGCCCUUUCCCACUGAGAACCCCCCAGCGACGCCCAUCAAAGAGGAUCCCGAUCAGGAGCCAUCCAUGGUGGAAGAGGGUGCUUCGGCUGGAGAAGGAUCUGGCACUGGAGCUGCCUCGAGCUAUCCCCAGGAAGCAGGUGAUGCUGAGCAGUCCCUGAUGAAGAUGCAGCUCCAUGCCCAUCGCUUUCCCGCCAGUCCUCUUGACUUUCAGCAGGCCCUGAUGUCCGCAGGUCCUCCCACUUCCAGCUUGGAUCCUCCGGUGAAUAACAAGCACUUCUGCCACGUCUGUCGGAGGAACUUCAGCUCCAGCUCCGCUCUUCAGAUUCACAUGCGCACCCACACCGGGGACAAGCCCUUCCAGUGCAAUGUGUGCCAAAAGGCCUUUACUACCAAGGGGAAUCUCAAGGUGCAUAUGGGCACUCACAUGUGGACGAAUCCGACUUCGCGGCGAGGUCGUCGAAUGUCCUUGGAGCUACCCAUGCGUCCUGGUCCCAACUCGGGCCAAGGUCAUCCCGGAUCAAGUGCUGAACAAGAGUUCAUGCAACGACGGCCGGAGCUCUUCUUUCCCUACCUACCACCCUUCUUUAACGGACUGCCACCAAAGCCUGGUGAACUAAGUCCCAGCGCCUUUCCCAAUAUUCCCCCGCCGCCCUUCGCCAAUGGCGGGAAGUAUCCUUAUCCGCCCGGACUAUUGGGCUUUCCAGGAUUUCUCGCCCAACAUCCCUAUGGACUAGAGCGGAGGAGCAGCAGCAAGUCACCCACGCCAGAGCCAGCCCAGAGUCCUUCUCUCAGGGAGGACGAAGGUUCCGGCAAUAUCUGGCAUCCACUGAGUCGCAUUAAGGUGGAGAACAAUCAAAACGAGGGCUUGGGCGGAUUCAACGAGCAGGAGGAUCAGGCCGAGGCAGAGGCGGAGGCCACUGGAGGAGGAGGCGACAACGAGGAGUCGGAGUCUAGAGAUGCGGAGAAGUAACUGAUGAUGAGAUCUUAGUCUUGGAACACACAUGGUUUUUGUGGAGUACAUAUCUUGAGCAUUACCCUACGCUAAGCUUCAACUAGCACUGACACGAACUCAAACACCCAACCCCCCAAACUCACACACACUUAUACGAAUAUAUCCUUUGUGUCUAUACAUAUAUAUAUAUAUUUAGAUAUAUAUAUAUAGUACGGUUAAUUGAUAGCGAUCUUCAAGGCAUUUAAAUGCAUUAAGUUUAGCCGGUAAGUUGUAAAAAUAGCAGAUCGAGGAAGGAACUUGGAGGAGUCUCCAAGAGAGUCUCCUCAACCGGAUCAGGCAGGCUGCGAGGUCAGAACUUAACUAAUUUUAUGGCUAUACCUAGAUAUAUUUAAAAACAUAUACCGAUAAAUACACGUAAUGUAAACUGUGGUAGUUGCAUAUAAAAACAAAAAUUGAAAUCUAAAACCGAAAACCGAAAAAAACCGCGACAAAAAUGAUCAAAAAUAAA